This is a messenger RNA of Austrofundulus limnaeus, 1188 nucleotides long. It is a transcript of the gene btg3, whose product is annotated as B-cell translocation gene 3. Gene Ontology annotation, cellular component: nucleus; cytoplasm. The coding region runs from base 124 to 831 and encodes 235 amino acids. The record is from RefSeq and is a predicted model, not a curated record. The transcript is spliced from 5 exons. Lineage: Eukaryota; Metazoa; Chordata; Actinopteri; Cyprinodontiformes; Rivulidae.
GGUGGAGCUAUUGUUGGGUUCUUCUGUUGCCAACUUCUUCAUCCAUCCAUUUAGUUGUAGUCCACAUUGUGAGCGAAGUCGUAUUGAAAGAAGCUUCUCAUUCGUAAUGAAACACGUGAAAUAAUGAGGAGGGAGAUAGCAGCAGUGGUUUUCUUUCUGAAGAGGCUUGUGAAAAAGGGGGAGAAGUUGGAAUCUCACAAGAUUGAGCUGUUUGUGGAGCGCCUGGCUGUUGCCCUGCAGGAGAAGUUCAAGGGACACUGGUAUCCUGAAAACCCCAGCAAAGGGCAGGCAUACAGGUGCAUUCGAGUGAACAGGUUGCACAGGCAGGAUCCAGAGCUCCUACGAGCCAGCCGGGAGAGCGGGGUGAAGUAUGGUGACCUGGGACUGCCCCGUGAACUCACAUUGUGGGUGGACCCUGGAGAGGUUUGUUGCAGGUAUGGAGAGCAGAGUCCUUGUUUCUCAGUUGCCACUUUCAGUGGUGAUGAAGAAGAUGACAAAGACGUUGCAAAGAAGGUGACCAGUGCUCUGGAGAGGGUGACAUCUGACUAUCACUCCGGCUCUUCUUCUGAUGAGGAUAGCACACACACAUCCCCCCUCACAGUCCCCAGACGAUGGGCUCAUCAGGUCAUGAAUCCAGCAGCUCCUUCAUGGCAGCCCAAAAAAAUGGGACCAGCCAAAGGCGUGGGCCUCCCUCGGCCCCUCUAUGGCUACAGGCCUCGCAGCAGCAGAGCCCCCCAUUCCCUGGGACAAAACCUUUGGAUCCCUCCAGUUUAUGGCAGGACCCCUGAAUACUGGGACACAAACCAAAAUCUGGCACAUUGUUACAGUUAGGACCGUUGGUGCUUGUUGUUCACACUGGACAUUAAAACCUGAAGAAAACUUUAACGACUGACUAAUAACUUUUUACAUAAAUUUUUAUAACUUAAAUAUUGUUUUUGAUAAAGUCUUUUUGCACUUUAGACAUUUUUUUGUUCUAGAUGAAAUAGAUCACUUGUAUUAAAUUAGGAAGUGGAAUUAGAAUACUACACUUGUAAUUUUGAAGUACUGUAUUUUUUAAUUACAGGAGACAUUCAUGUACACCACCCGAUGUCCUUUGUGAUGAAAUGUUUUAUUUAUUCAGAGAAAGUUUUCCAAAUGUAUAGGCUUAAAGUUAUGACGUUUUAUUAAACAUUUCCAAGCAUCACUAUA